Molecule: messenger RNA, 3129 nt
Organism: Arctia plantaginis
Lineage: Eukaryota; Metazoa; Arthropoda; Insecta; Lepidoptera; Erebidae
Source: the annotation of a GenBank genome assembly
AUGGCAGAGCCAGGUUAUUACCACAGUGAUUAUAUUCGACACCCAGUUCUCCAUGAGCUCGGUGUCAAGUAUGGUAUUAAAACGGAGUGUAUUCCAGAAAUAGCAUUGCCGUCUAAGUUGGAGGAACUCAAGGAUGUCAUACGUAGAGAAAUACGUAAGGAACUCAAAAUAAAGGAAGGAGCCGAAAAACUGCGUGAGGUAGCUACGGACAGGAGAUCUCUUGCCGAUGUCGCUAAUAUUGUAAAAAAGGCUAAUAUAAAACUGAACGAACUUAAAUCAGAUCUUCAAGAGUUGGAGUCCCAGCUCCUGCUGUCUCGUGGUCAGUCUACUCCUACUUCUCCGGAAGACCUCUCUUACGAUGAAGAAAUUAUUUUGGCGUCUGAAGCAGCUCAGCAGCAAAGGCAGCUAGGAGAAGCUACAACAGAUCGUAAGUUGGCGUCGCUGGAAAAACAGUUGAAUAUUGAACUUAAAGUUAAGCAGGGUGCAGAGAACAUGAUACAAAGCAUCAGCAGCAGUAACCAAUCCAGGGACAAAAAGCUACUUGCUGAAGCUCAUCAGAUGCUUGUUGACUCUAAAGACAAGAUUGAAUAUUUAAAGUUACGUAUUUCUAAGUUAACAAAACAACAAAAGGGUGAUAGUGCAGGUGCAAAUGGUGAUGGAAAAAAUUCUGAUAGUGGUGUAGCUGCAUUACUUGAUGAAAGAGUUGCAGAAUUGAGGAAUCGGUUGAGAAUUGAGGCUGCUGUUGUUGAAGGCUCUAAAAAUGCCAUAAGACUACUUCAAACUGACAAAAAAGUAACAGACAAGAAAGCUUUACAUGAAGCUCAAACCAAUCUAUUAGAAUCUACACAGAAGUUGGAUUUACUGAGGAGAUCACUAGAUAUGCGUAGACAAGAGCUUCCUUCUGAGAGUCCUGCUUUUAUUGAAUUAGGGCAUGAAUUGCGUAGCACUGUAUCUAGCCCUGGUUAUGUAAGCCUUACUGGGGGCAGCGGGUCAAGAGCUCAGUUUUUAUCUCCAGCACCCUUAAUAAGCCCUUGUGUACAAGUUACAGGGACACUAGAAGUAAGGUUAAUGGGCUGCCAGGAUCUAUUAGAAGAUGUUCCGGGUAGAAGCCGACGUGAUCCUAUGGCGAGCCCCUCAGAUUUGAAGUCAUUUGUUAAGGGUGUUACAAUACGUAAUUCAAUGAAGUACACAUAUAGCAUUAAAGAGGACACAAGUAAUGAAAUAAUGGCAGUUCUAAAACUUGAUAAUCAUACGGUAGCACAGACAAGUUGGAGACCUUGUUCACAGCAAGCAUGGGAUCAAAGAUUCACCAUGAAACUAGAUAAGUCAAGAGAACUGGAAAUUGGCAUCCAUUGGAAGGAUUGGCGUGGGCUUUGUGCUGUAAAGUUUUUAAGAUUGGAAGAAUUUAUUGAUGAUAUACGGCAUGGCAUGGCCUUGGAACUUGAACCUCAGGGCUUAUUGUUUGCUGAAAUCAAAUUUUUGAAUCCUAUUAUAUCAAGAAAACCUAAGCUGCAAAGGCAAAGAAAAAUUAUCAAACAGCAAGGAAAAAAUAUUCCAAGACCAUCUUAUGGUGAUAUGCACAUUCCAGCUGUUGUGCUCGGCAGACUUCUAAAACGCUCUUCUCCAUCAAUUCAAAACAUUCAAACUGCUCAUAUUAAUCAGACACAACAACAUAGUUUUGACUCUGGUUCAAUUGAUAAUAGAGAAAUUGAAAAUCCAAAUGCUACUUUAGGUGGCAUGGCUGGUGUCAGGCCACUGGGAUUACCAUCUACUCCUAUCACACCACAAAUACCAGCUACACUUCCUUCACAACCAGUUUUACCAAUGCAACCACCUCCUAAUGUUUCUACCUUAAGAAUGGAGAAAGAAUUGCAAGAAGCCUUUGCAUUUUUAGAAGACUCAUAUACACGGGAUAGUUAUGUUGCUAAAGACCCUCAAACUCCAUCUUGUGAUACUCCUUUAGUUGAGUAUCCACCUUCACCAUCGCCAAAAUUGGUUCUUGACUUUCCAAGUAAUGAGGAUCAGAUUGUUGAGAUUACUAGUAAUAUGAGGAUAUCUUCUUCACGCUCAUCAUCAGUAAUAGAUACUUUGUGCAAAGACCAGGAUCCCAAGAGACAAUCUGGAGAAAUGUCUAUGGAGAGUUUUAGAUUAUUGAGUGUUCUUGGCAGAGGACACUUUGGUAAAGUUAUUCUCGCUCAAUAUAAACCUACAAAUGAAUAUUUUGCAAUAAAAGCUUUAAAGAAAGGUGAUAUCAUAGCUAGAGAUGAAGUAGACUCACUGUUAUCUGAGAAGAGAAUCUUUGAGGUAGCUAAUGCCAUAAGGCACCCAUUUUUAGUAAAUUUGUUUGCAUGCUUCCAGACUGAUCAGCAUGUUUGUUUUGUUAUGGAGUAUGCAGCAGGAGGUGACCUUAUGAUGCAUAUUCAUGCAGAUGUAUUCACUGAACCUAGGGCCGUUUUUUAUGCAGCUUGUGUAGUAUUAGGCCUACAGUAUUUACAUGAAAAUAACAUUAUAUAUAGAGAUUUAAAGUUAGAUAACUUACUUUUAGAUACAGAGGGAUAUGUUAAAAUAGCUGAUUUUGGUCUCUGUAAAGAAGGUAUGGGAUGGGGAGACCGUACUGGCACAUUCUGUGGCACGCCUGAAUUCCUUGCUCCUGAAGUUUUAACAGAAACUUCUUAUACUCGGGCUGUAGAUUGGUGGGGUCUUGGGGUGCUUAUAUUUGAAAUGUUAGUUGGUGAAUCACCUUUUCCUGGGGAAGAUGAGGGUGAAGUUUUUGAUUCCAUUGUAAAUGAUGAAGUUCGUUAUCCUCGAACAUUGUCUCUUGAGGCCAUUGCUCUUAUGCGCCGUUUGUUAAGAAAAAAUCCUGAAAGAAGAUUAGGUUCUUCUGAAAGGGAUGCAGAGGAUGUUAAAAAACAAGCCUUUUUCCGUAAUGUUAACUGGGAGCAGCUACUUUUACGUAAAGUGAAGCCACCAUUUGUGCCAACUAUAAAUAAUUUAGAAGAUGUCAGCAACUUUGACAGUGAAUUUACAUCUGAAGCAGCGGUUCUUACACCGCCUAAAGAACCCCGCCCCCUAUCAGCUGGUGACCAUAAACUGUUCCAUGACUUUACAUAUAUGGCAGAUUGGUGCUAA